Messenger RNA from Euleptes europaea (tarantolino), 1011 nucleotides. Its product is annotated as vomeronasal type-2 receptor 26-like. Gene Ontology annotation, biological process: G protein-coupled receptor signaling pathway. Gene Ontology annotation, cellular component: membrane. Gene Ontology annotation, molecular function: G protein-coupled receptor activity. The transcript has 4 exons. The record is from RefSeq and is a predicted model, not a curated record. Lineage: Eukaryota; Metazoa; Chordata; Lepidosauria; Squamata; Sphaerodactylidae. The coding region runs from base 1 to 1011 and encodes 336 amino acids.
AUGGCCGUCAACUUUGAUAUCGUGAACUGGGUGGUGGCAUGCAAUCAGUCAAUUGUUAGAGUUAACGUUGGGAGAGUAGAGAGACAAUCGUCUGCAGAGAUCAAGUUCACCAUCGAUCAGGAUGCCAUUGUGUGGCCCACAUGGUUUAAUGAGAUCCUGCCUCGUUCUAGGUGCACCGAGAGCUGUCCACCUGGAUACGCCAAGGCGAUUAAGGAAGGAGAACCUCUCUGCUGCUAUGAUUGUGUAACAUGUGCGGAAGGGACCAUCUCCACUUCAGAAGAAGAUCAGCAUCCAAACCAGAUCCGAGACCAAUGUGUUCCCAAGCAUAUAACCUUCCUGUCCUAUGAAGAACCUUUGGGGAUCAUCCUAAAUGUUGUUACUCUUUUCUUCACACUAAUUACAAGUUUUGUUUUGGGAAUCUUCAUUAACUACUUAAAGACUCCCAUUGUCAAAGCCAACAAUCGGGACCUCACCUACGUUCUCCUCAUUUCCCUCCAGCUUUCAUUUCUCUCCUCUUUUCUCUUCAUUGGUCAGCCCCAGAAGGUGACCUGCCUUCUCCGACAAACUGCCUUCAGCAUCAUCUUCUCCGUCGCUGUCUCUUCGGUGUUGGCCAAGACUGUCACUGUGGUGGUGGCCUUCAUGGCCUCAAAGCCAAGUAGCAGGAUGAGGAAAUGGGCGGGGAAGAGCUUUGCAAACUCCAUUGUCUUUUCCUGUUCCGGUAUUCAAGUGGGCAUCUGCAUUCUCUGGCUGGCCAUCUCUCCCCCCUUCCCAGAGGCUGACAUGCACUCCCAGCAUGGACAGAUCAUCCUGCAAUGUAACGAAGGUUCUGUCGCCAUGUUUUAUGCUGCCCUUGGCUACAUGGGCUUCCUGGCCGCAGUCUCCUUCACGGUGGCUUUCCUAGCCAGGAAGCUGCCUGGGGCCUUCAAUGAAGCCAAGCUGAUCCAUCUCGACUGGAUCUCUCCCCGCACCUUCUGCCAUCAGAACUUCCCUAGGAGGCUCCUCAUUGGCUGA